Peronospora matthiolae is the source of this 2898-nucleotide messenger RNA. The record is from the annotation of a GenBank genome assembly. Lineage: Eukaryota; Oomycota; Peronosporomycetes; Peronosporales; Peronosporaceae.
AUGGAAGACGAAGACGUUGCAAUUUGUCUGCUACUCAGUCUUCCGAAGAGCUACGAAAAUGUGGUGCUCAACAUGGAAAUGAGCAGCACCGAGCUUCGCACUCAAGAUGUGGUGAGAGUCCUGACGAAUGAGCAUGCCAAGCGUCAAGGAGAAAAAGGGACAACGACAGCGACUACGGUGAAGGCUGAAGAUGCAAGCAAGGCAUUCAGCGCCGAGCGUGAGCCCUACCAAUGCACGUAUUGUGGUAAGGUGGGACACACGGUGGAUCGUUGCUGGACAAAACAGAAGAACGAAGGUCGGGGAGCCCGACGCGGCGGCAAUGGUCGUGGACGCGGGGCCAACAAUGUCCAGUGGGGACAUCAUGAUGAAUGCAAUGGCUACGAUCGAGUGGCGUUUGCAGUCUCGUUCGAAUGUGGAGUUUCGACGAGCAAGGACGUGUCUGGAAUGUGGCCCGUCGACAGUGGUGCAACGCACCACAUUUGCCACGACAAAACCAAGUUCGCAAGUUUGGCAGAGCGCAAUGAGGGCGAACUCUUGGUGGCUGAUGGCAACAAGGUGGCCAUCAAGGGUGUGGGAACCAUCAUGGAAAAGGUGGUUCUGCCCAACGGUGAAGAGCGUGAGAUCGAAAUCAAGAACGCGCUAUAUGUUCCAAGUAUGAGCAAGAACCUGCUCUCGGUGCCACAGAUUAACAGCCAUGGCAAGUUUCAAGUCGUGUUUGACGGGUCCAAGAUGUAUGUGACUCUCAAGAACUCACAGCAAGUGGUGGCGACAGCGGAUUUCGUGGAUGGGCUCUACUGGCUUCGGACGACUCAACGAUCAGCGAAUGUGACAACAAGUGGAACCAGUUGUGCCGAUCUACAUGCGAGAAUGGGUCAUGCAUCAGUCAAUGUACUUCGCAAGAUGAUCGCGACCAACAUGAUCAAGGAUGUGCGAGUCCCUCUCAAGUCGGGUGGAGCAACUACAUGUCAAGGAUGUCAACAAGGGAAAAUGGUCCAAAAACCAUUUCCAAGCAACCGAGACAAGCGCAGCUACGAUACGUUUGAGCUACUUCAUCUGGACAUCUGCGGGCCCAUGGAAAAGGAUUCGCUCGGUGGCAGCAAAUAUUUGCUGCUGAUCAUCGACGAAGCCAGUGGAUGCAUGAAGGGCUUUUGUCUACGAGUGAAGUCCGAGAGUGAAGACUACAUCCGGAAAUAUAUCACCAUGGUACAGACGCAAUUCUGUAAGAAGGUCAAGUUCGUGCGACACGACGGAGCUCGCGAGUUUGCAACCAACUCGCUUCAGCUGUUCUACGAAGACGAAGGCAUUGAACAGCAGACGACGGUGCCCAUGCUUCACCAUGCCAAGUUGGACAAGUGCUUCUGGGCUGAAUUAGCAAUGACGGUCAUCUACGUCAAGAAUCGCCUACCGUCACCUAAAGUCGUGCAUAAGACCCCGUUUGAGAUCGUCUACAACUUGAAACCAAGCGUCAAGCACAUGCGAACAUUCGGGUGUCAGACAUACAUACUGACGCCUAAAGAGAAUCGACUCAAGUGGGAUCCAAAGGCUCGCGCUGGCAUAUUCGUGGGCUACGAAGAAGUUUCGAAGGCAUAUCGUGUUUAUGACAUCGAGGCGGGGCAGGUGGUUAUCAGCCGCGAUGUCAACUUCGAAGAGUCCACCUUUGGACUUCAACUGCCGAUCACUGAUGAAGAUGUCGAUGACCUGGACUUCGAAUUGCUGGAUCUUGAUGACGAAGAGCUGCGUCAAAUGGAGUACAAGCAAACAGGCAAGCGCAAGAACCGACUCAAUGAUGAAGAUACAGCACCUCCACGACCGCGUGCAGUGCGUCAACGACCAGGACUAGAAGAGUCAAGCGCGCCGGAAAACAACUCGUCACGACAAGAAGAAGACGAAGAAACGAAGGAUUCUGGUGAUUCAACACCGCCUGUGUUUUGGCGUGCGAGUGCAAAUGCCGUUGAAGCAGCAGUGAACUUAUCAGAGCCCUCAACAUUUGAAGCAGCAGUAAGCGACCCUGACCAAGUGCACUGGAGAAAAGCAAUUCAUGCAGAGCUCGAGUCAAUGCGACUUCGCGGUGUGUUUCGUGCAGCCAAGCUGCCCAACGGACAACGCGCCAUUGGCACAAAAUGGGUGUUCAAGAUCAAGCGCAAGGCGGAUGGGUCAAUCGAGAAGUACAAGGCACGACUUGUGGCCAAGGGUUUCCGCCAAAAGUAUGGCAUCGACUACACGGAGACGUUUUCGCCGGUAGUCAACUUUCCUAUACGGAGAAAUGAAGAGCAGGUAUUCUGCGCGAUCCCAGAAGGGAUCGAGGUUGAUGAAGACUUUGACUGCUUUGAACUGGUCAAGGCGAUCUACGGACUAAAACAAGCAUCGCGUGUAUGGAACGAGACUUUCCAUGAGUUCGUCUGCUCCACUGGAUUUCAAGUAUCCGAUUUUGACCCGUGUCUUUAUCUCAAGAUUACAAGUGGCGAGUGCGUGCUUUUGCUGGUAUACGUCAAUGAUGUGCUGGCGACUGGCAGCUCGACCGAACUGAUUAUGCGCACCAAGAGUGACUUAAAGGCGCGUUUCGAAAUGACUGACAGCGGCAAGUGCGCAUUCGUGUUGGGCAUCCAGCUGGUGGACAACGACAACGGUAGCGUGAAGAUACACCAGUUCUCGACUCAUACCAAGCACCGCAGCAAUGAAGUUCUCCACAUCAGCGCCAAGCUCAGCAGUAUCGGUGCCAAGAUGGAGGAUGAGGACGUGGCGAUCUGCUUGUUGUGCAGCCUCCCCAAGAGCUACGAGAAUGUCGUGCUGAACUUGGAGAUGAGCAGCGUGGAACUGCGGACGCAAGACGCCGUGAAAGAGCUGACGAGUGAGUACAUCAAGAGACAAGGAAACAAGGAAACAAGACGACGUCGGUGA